Molecule: messenger RNA, 834 nt
Organism: Prunus armeniaca (apricot)
Lineage: Eukaryota; Viridiplantae; Streptophyta; Magnoliopsida; Rosales; Rosaceae
Source: the annotation of a GenBank genome assembly
AUGGCCUCCGAUCCCGGCCGUCCAAACUCCACCGUUCCGCUCCCGCCAAAAAGUUUCGAGCUUGAUCGAUUCGCUGAGGUUGCCAACAAGGUAGCCGAUGCCUCUGGUGAAGUCAUUAGGAAAUUCUUCCGUCAGAAAUUUGACAUUCUCGAUAAAAAAGAUUCCAGCCCUGUGACAAUUGCAGAUCAAACAGCGGAGGAAACUAUGGUUUCGAUUUUAUUAGAGAAUUUUCCUUCUCAUGCUGUUUAUGGAGAGGAGAAUGGGUGGAGGUGCAAAGAGAAGGCUGCAGACUAUGUAUGGGUUUUAGAUCCAAUAGAUGGAACAAAAAGCUUUAUCACUGGAAAACCUGUGUUUGGUACUCUCAUUGCUCUGCUACAGCGGGGUAAACCAAUUCUUGGCAUAAUUGAUCAGCCUAUUUUAAGAGAAAGAUGGGUUGGGAUGAGUGGAAGGAAAACUACAUUGAAUGGGCAAGUAGUGUCUACACGCAAUUGUGCAAAUCUGGCACAGGCUUAUUUGUACACUACAAGCCCACAUCUAUUCAGCGCAGAGGCAGAAGAGGCAUUUAUUCGUGUUAGAAAUAAGGUUAAAGUACCACUGUACGGCUGUGACUGCUAUGCCUAUGCCCUUCUGGCUUCUGGUUAUGUGGAUCUUGUUGUUGAGUCUGGUCUCAAGCCAUACGAUUUUCUUUCACUGAUACCUGUGAUUGAAGGUGCUGGAGGUGUUAUAACUGAUUGGAAGGGACAUCAGCUUUAUUGGGAAGCUUCUCCAAAUUCACAUGUGAAAAGUUUUAAUGUAGUGGCAGCUGGAGAUAAACAAUUCACCAACAAGCUCUAG